GGUUGGCACCUGGUGACUCCACCUCCUUCCCUGGCUGGAGACCUGCUCCCAGGUAAGCCUGGAAGUGCCAGUGGGGCUCCCACCAGCCUGCAGAAGUUGUUAUCCCAGAAAACUCUGGCCAAGUAGCCUUGGAGUGUGUUGCUAACAGUAAAACUGUGCUGGUCAAGAUCACAACCAAGUAGGUUUGCUGUUAAAUGGGAAGCUAAUUUUAUUCCAGUUAUUAAUUGGAAAUAUUGUUGUUUGGGUUCCGGCCACAAGAGGAGGCUGAAAGAAAAUUCUUACUUGAGCUGAGCUUUGGUGUUGGGAAGGAAAAUUAUUCAUGGUAUGGGAUCCAGGUGAUUUUGACCUUUUGCUCCCCUGUUUUUGGUGUUUGCCUCUGGAAAGUGCACGAGGGAAUGGGAAUGCUGAGGGAAUGCUGAACCGCUGUUUGGUGUGUUUAUCUUGGCACUGAGCCCUUAACUCCCUUUGCCAGGGAAUAAAUGGCAGGGCAGGAAAAGGAAUGGCAUUUUCAGGGGAUAAAGGGCAAUGGAGGGGGGAUAAGGCAGGCAGGGGGUUGCUUUAUGGGAUGGGAGGUGCUGUAUGGAGCUUUGCUGCCCUGUCCAUGGAGGUGCAGCCGAUGGGAGCAGGAGCGAUGCUGGCAUCAGGGCACUGGGAUGAUCCAGGGAUGGAAACAGCAGCUCAAGCUCCCUCACUCCCUGGCACCUGGAAUCCUGCCUUGCUCACCCCUCCAGGCCAGAAUCAGAAGAAGGGAUUAGUGCUGCUUUGUGGGAAAAAAGUGGGAGUUCAGCAGGCUCAGGGGCUGCACACAAGGUCAGGGAGCUAUUAAUAAAGGCAGAGCCUGCCCAGCUCUGCAGCUCAUGGAGAGGGACUCAGGGAGGCAGCAAGUGGAACAGUGCAGGGCUGGGGGGCUCAGCUGAUUGGGAUCCCCAGUUUUGGGCUGGUUUGGUGCCUCUGGUGUGGUUUUGGCUUGCUCCAGUAGCAUCAUAUGGGAUGGAAGUGGGGGUGUUCUGUGUUGAACCUCUGGUUCAGCCGCCCCCUCCUGGGGCUGUCUCGCCCCUGCCUGGCUGCAGGGAAUCUGUCUGUUUUUAAAUUUCCAGCUGGAAAUGAGGGAGAGGCUCCUCGUGCUGUGCUAUUUAUACCUCAGAAGGACAGCAUCUGUCUCUGCAGGGCUCAGCCCAGGGCUGUGCUGGGACCUCCAUGCUGGAAACGGGGCGGUGUCCUUGGAUUUGCUCCUUCGUGGUCCCGGCUGGAGUUGGCUUCUGACACCUGCAACCUGGAGCUACUCACUCUGGCUGCCCUGUGCCUUGACUCCUCCUGCCAAACAGUCCUGCAGAUGGAAAGACACCAUCCAUGUCCAUAUCAUCCAUGUCACUGGGGAUAGUGUCUGGUCCCAGAGAGGCUUGGCGCUCUUCAGCUGCGUGGGCGCCGACACCAACGUCACGGCCGGGCACGGCGCGGAGGGGCUCAGCUGCGGCACAGCCAAGGGAUGCACAGCAGGGAACGGCACGCAGCCGCGGCGGCAGAGCCACUUCUCGCGGUGCCCGGAGGAGUACCAGCACUACUGUGUCAAGGGCAGGUGCCGCUUCCUCGUGGCCGAGCAGGCGCCCGCUUGUGUGUGCGAGCGGGGCUACACCGGGGCUCGCUGCGAGAGGGUGGAUCUGUUCUACCUGCGAGGGGACCAGGGCCAGAUCGUCAUCAUCUCCCUGAUCGUCGCCAUCGCCGCCCUCAUCAUCCUCGUCGUCGGCAUCUGCCUCUGCAGCCACCACUGUCGGAGGCAGCGUAGGAAGAGGAAGGCAGAAGAGAUGGAAACGCUAAACAAGGACGGACCUUCCAGAAGUGAAGAUGUGCGGGAAACGGGCAUCGCGUGAAGGAGCUCCCGGUACCUGCGGGCGGGUCCCGGACGGCACCAGCGGCUGGCUGCAUGGGCGAGGGCUAAAGCGUGCGGCGGCUUGAAUAAAGGGGUGACGGAAAGGUG
Messenger RNA from Haemorhous mexicanus (house finch), 1975 nucleotides. It is a transcript of the gene BTC, whose product is annotated as betacellulin. The record is from RefSeq and is a predicted model, not a curated record. The coding region runs from base 1104 to 1868 and encodes 254 amino acids. Gene Ontology annotation, biological process: epidermal growth factor receptor signaling pathway; positive regulation of cell population proliferation; positive regulation of mitotic nuclear division. The transcript is spliced from 7 exons. NCBI's taxonomy places the organism in Eukaryota, Metazoa, Chordata, Aves, Passeriformes, Fringillidae.